Messenger RNA from Cryptococcus amylolentus CBS 6039, 2236 nucleotides. RefSeq lists its product as hypothetical. The record is from RefSeq and is a predicted model, not a curated record. Gene Ontology annotation, molecular function: protein binding. NCBI's taxonomy places the organism in Eukaryota, Fungi, Basidiomycota, Tremellomycetes, Tremellales, Cryptococcaceae. The coding region runs from base 446 to 2026 and encodes 526 amino acids. The transcript is spliced from 9 exons.
CUCUGUUUGACUUUGCAUCCACAUCCAUAUCAUCAAGAUGUCUCCACAUCAGCAAAACACACCUCUGACUCUGGUACAGCUGUGGGAUAGCUACGAGCGAAAUCCCAUACCACGCUGGAUGGCCCGCUCUGCAGACCAGCGCCUGUCAGUGGAUCCCCCUCUCCUGCAUGCUCAAAAGCCAUCCAUCUCACAUUGCAUAGCUACGAUGUGAGCCCUGCGUUUCACCCCCCAGAAAGAUUCACCUACUACCCUCUUCCACCAACACUUGCCGUUGAAAAGCACGCCUGUCGACUCUUCAAAUUGGCUCUAAGACACCAUUUCGCGACAAUCUUCUUGGAGGACGAAGAUUGCGCCCUAAUCGAGCAGACGUGGAAUCUCCAGAGAUAAGAGAUAUAAUGCACAGCCUAACGAAGAACAAUAUGACAAGUGCCUUGACUCCCACACCAUGACCUUCCUUCGGACGGGGAAUAAGAAGUUCAGAGACCAGACAUAUGGUCAGGCAAUAUCCUCUUGGCUCCAAGCUUGGUCCACUUUACUCCCUUACCACGUUGAUGCCCUCCCCCAUGGUGCUCUUCGUAACAAACUCGGCUUUCGAGAAUCCACCAUUAUUGGGAAUAUCUCAGCAUGUCUGCUCAAGAUGUGGAACGUGGCAAAAGAAGCAGGACUGGGUGAUGAAGGCACCAGCUCGUUCGAGAUCGCUGCCUUUCAAUGUGCUUGGAUCGUUAUCGACUUGCGAGAAUAUGCUCGAGUGAGGACAGUGUACAGCGCUUGUCGUCGAGCUGAAGAGUGUCUCAAGGAAUUGUUCGAAGACGGCAAGGUCUUUGGCAGAGACUUCGGCUCGGACGCAGUCGGCGUUUCUGAAAUGCGUGCCAGCGCAGCAAAAUAUGAAGCAUGCGCCAAGGCCCAAGGCGAUGCUAUCCAGAACGCCGAUAGAGAGUUACUAUUCCGAGAUCUCGACAAGAGCUUGGAGGUACAGGUGGAUAGAGAGACCACUCGUGCGGUGGGGCCGUUGAUGUGGGACAGACCGGGGGAAGGAGGGAUUACAUCUUCUGUGAUCAAGCAAGCGAGGUUCUUGGACGAGCAGCCGCUCGAUUACGGUGCCGAAGCCCAACAGGCUAUGGCCGGGAAUCGCAACUUGGUCGAAUGCGAAUGGUGGUACACUUUUGAGCCUAUGGAACCUCACGAAGAAGCCGGGAAGGGCAGCUUUUGGUAUCCGCCGAGCGUACAUCCCACCCCCCGCCUAACCUAUCUGCCCUACCCGACCGGCCUCAGCUUCAUCUUCCACCUCCACGCUCUCACCAAAUUAUCCCUCUACGAGAUAUUCUUUCGGCAAUACCACGACGACUAUCUUGGAGAAGCAUGGGAGAAGAUGGUUCAAGAGAAGAAGAGCGAACCGUUAUGGGAGGUGCCACCUCGGAUGUGCCUCCAUAGAGCGGAGAAGCUCAAGGAUGAGGGAAACGCUAAAUACAAAGCGGGAAACCACAAGGAGGCUCUGAAGUCGUAUUUUGAAGCAUGGUGGACGACUGUCCCCUAUCAUUAUUACGGAUUCUCUAAUGAGUUGGACGCCUUGAGGGAUCAACUUGCCAGAAUCGAUUCUGUGAUUUUCGCCAACAUUUCGGCCGUAUAUAUCUCUUUGUUGAAAGCGGUGGCCACGCCUGCUGAAUCGCGAGUGCCCUUCCAGAAGAUGGCAUACCUCGCUAGUUGGGUCGCGGCCGAUCGCAAGUCCAACAAUAGUAUCAAAACUAUGAUCAACAUCUACAACCGCAUUCUCUUCACCCUCCCGAAAGACCUUGCAGCGCAUCAAACCGCCCCGCAAGAUAUCCUAGCACUCACCCACAGUUGGACUAGGAUGCGUGAUGCUUCGGGGAAAGUAAAGAACAAGGAUGGCAUCUACAAGGAGGCUUUCACGGGGGAACACAGCAAAGAAGAUGGGUUGAUGAUGGUGAUGUUGGCAGAUCUCGCGGGGCCAGCGGUGUUGAGGGAUGAUGUGGAACAGAUGAAGAUGGCAAAGGGGUACUUUGCUUGAUGGUGUAAGGUAUUCGUUUGCGGCGACUGUAUGUUGGCUUUGGCUAAAAGCCGGAGGAAGUGACAAUGGUUUGACAAAGACAACAUGCUCGGCAGACCGACAUUCGAACAGAUCUUGGCUUGGCCGUAAUUGAAGAGAUAUUUUGAUUCUAACAAAGUCAUGGGCCGUAAACCUACCUAGUUCAGCAUGCAGCAUUCCGUUGAACUGUCA